AAUGGUCUUAUCCUGGAUAUCUCGAAGCUAUGCAGCCUUACUUCAACGAUUCUAAACUGAAGUCACUAAAAUCAGUAUGGAAGAGGCGGUUUAAUGAACAAUUGAAGAAAAUAAUAAAGGACACGGAUGAGGAGAGAAGCAAAGCUGCAUCGGAUCUAAUAAAUAAGAAAGAAAGUUCAAAUGUCGUCGAAUUUUGGGACCUUUUUGAGAAGAGGAGAUUAAUAAAGCGACAACAGAUCAGUACAAAACAAUUGAGUACAUUAAGGGUGAUGAGCAAUGCAGCUACCUACCAAGAGAAUGAACUAAAACGCCAAAGCGAUAACUAUCUUGAGAGAGGAAAAUCAAAAUCAUGUAAAACUAGCAUUGAAGAUUCCCAUCAAGCGGAAUCUUCUAAUGGUUCCUAUAGAUUGGAUAAUGUGUUGGUUAUUCAAGAAGACUUUGAUGGAAACAGGGGGAAAGAAAAUUUUCAGGAUAGUGACGAGGUAAUAACAGACUUCUUAUAUCUAAGUAACCAAGAGAUGGAGUUGCAUUCAGUAGUGAUAGUGAUACGACUCAGCGCACUGCAUCAAAGCGAACCG
Paraglomus occultum is the source of this 578-nucleotide messenger RNA. The record is from the annotation of a GenBank genome assembly. NCBI's taxonomy places the organism in Eukaryota, Fungi, Glomeromycota, Glomeromycetes, Paraglomerales, Paraglomeraceae.